AUGGAUAUGGGCGGUAUGUUCGGGAUCGAGCUCAAUGGUCGAAUCGAAGAUGGAUGUGGUCGUUUGUGGCAAGAACAAGAGGAAGUUAUCGACGAUGAUAUGGAUUGUGAAGCCUAUCAAAAUGUCGCUGAUGGACAAAUCACUUCGCCACCCCCAAGUUCUUCUUACAUUGACGCACCAAAUUUGGAAACGCUGGACAUUGGAGAGGCAUCGGUUAAUCCUGUUGGAAUCAAAGUCGGAAAGCAGGAUUUCAAAUUUCUCAAAGUGCUCGGCAAAGGAGGCUAUGGCAAAGUGUUCCAAGUUCAAAAGCUCACCGGAACGGACAAAGAUGAAAUUUUUGCCAUGAAGGUUCUCCGAAAAGCAACGAUCAUUCGCAAUCAAAAGGAUAUUGGACAUACCAAGGCUGAACGAAACAUUCUCGAAGCGGUGAAGAGUCCUUUCAUCUGUGGCCUCAACUAUGCUUUUCAAACAGAUGGCAAACUUUAUCUUAUCUUGGAGUAUCUCAGCGGUGGAGAGCUGUUUAUGCAUCUUGAACGUGAAGGAACUUUUAUGGAGUCGACGGCUGCUUUCUAUCUCAGUGAAAUCGUUGUGGCUUUGGAGCAUCUUCACAACGAAGGAAUCAUCUACAGAGAUUUAAAGCCGGAAAAUAUUAUGCUUGACGCAAGAGGUCAUGUGAAAUUGACUGAUUUUGGCUUAUGCAAAGAAGCAAUCGAAGGAGAUCAAAAGACGCAUACUUUCUGUGGAACUAUUGAAUACAUGGCACCUGAAAUUCUGUUGAGAUGUGGUCAUGCAAAGGCUGUUGAUUGGUGGAGUCUCGGAGCACUGAUGUUUGACAUGUUGACUGGAGGUCCUCCAUUUCGAGCCGAGAAUCGAAAGAGAACUAUCGACAAGAUUAUCAAGGGUCGCCUUACGCUGCCUGCCUAUCUUUCAAUUUCUGCGAGAGACUUGAUCAAGAAACUUCUGAAGCGUCAUGUUGAAACGCGUCUUGGUGCUAGCGAAGCGGAUGCGGCUGAAAUCAAGGGGCAUGACUUCUUUGCUCAUUUGGAUUGGAAUUGCGUUCUCCAGCGAGAGAUGCCACCACCAUUUACACCUCAAAUUGUUGAUGAAACCGAUGUCUCACUAUUCGACACAAAGUUCACUAGAAUGACUCCAGUGGAUUCUCCUUGUGAGUCGGCAUUUUCCUUGCCGCAUGAUGGAGAUCCGUUUAUUGGCUUCUCUUACACUGCACCGUCUAUUUUAAAGGCUGAGCAAACGACUACAUCACGCCAUCACUCCCGUCGACUUCACCCACAUGGCCACUCACACGCUCAUCCUCAAGGGCAUUGCAACACGAAUGCUAACUUUAUGCGAUGUGAAUCGGUCAUUGAAGAGAAUAUGGAGGCCAUCGGCUACACCCCGGCUGGUGCACAAUGUAAUAAUUUUCAUCAUGCCUUCAAUAGGUACUCU
Messenger RNA from Mesorhabditis belari, 1446 nucleotides. Lineage: Eukaryota; Metazoa; Nematoda; Chromadorea; Rhabditida; Rhabditidae. The record is from the annotation of a GenBank genome assembly.